Messenger RNA from Closterium sp. NIES-67, 4671 nucleotides. The record is from the annotation of a GenBank genome assembly. Lineage: Eukaryota; Viridiplantae; Streptophyta; Zygnematophyceae; Desmidiales; Closteriaceae.
CACUUGUGCGUCUGGGUCCACUACCUCUGUGAAAAGCUUUGACCAGCCUCGCUCAACAGCUAGCUCUCGGAGUUGCAAUCGCGCGGCGAGGGAGCUUUACGGCUGCUUCACUCACCGCCCUUUCAGGCAGGCAGUAGGCUCCUCUCUUAUGUGACGACAACCUAACGUACACGUAGCCACGCUCACAACCGCCUGCUCUGCCUUUACUCGCUCCGUAACUCUGCACCCUCCGCCAUACAAAAACCUGUUUUUCAAUUUCUUCCCCUUGGCGUUAGUACUACAUGCUCUCCGUCAGCGGAAGGAACUUGCCUGCUCGCCUGUUCGUACGAAGCGUCCGGUUCCGAGAUGCGAACAGAAGCGGCGAUCCCGUGCGAGGAUUCGCUGCGACGGGAUUUGGAUGACCGUCCUAGGAGCGAGUAGGAUGAGACGCUUAGACGCGCAGGGGGCAGGCAGUGCUUCGUUGUAACAAAGGGUGUGCUUAGAAACAGCACUGCGUGCUCGCGUGUCAAGAAACAGCUUAGGAACAUAGCUUAGCAAGCACUCGCUUAGCGAGAAAUCCUAUAGUGAGCAAGUCGAGCAGUGCGGGUAGAAGCUUGAUGAGAAGCGCGGUCGCGCUCGCCAUGCGAGUAUGGCCCUUGGCACUACGACUCGGAGUACCCAGAACCUGCCGAUUUAUGGCCCAUUGCUGUAUCAGCAAAUAGAGGAGCCUUCUAUCGAGUACAGUAACGAACCUGCUGAAGCCUCAGGAGUCGUAGCCAUGAAAGACGAUCGCGAUUGCUUGGCGAAGCAGGCGAAAGGGUUACUCCGUGGGGAAUGUUCGCCGUUCAGGUCGCAGAAUGCCGCAUGGUGCCAGCGCCGCCGCUCACUCAGACAUGACGCAGUAGAAAGCGCGCGAUCACCGCAACGCCCGCCGUGCCAUUCGGCGGGAUAUUCGGCUCCAUCCGCGGCUCUGCAGCGGGGAUCGAGGUGGCUGCAUGCACUGGUACCGAGGCGCCUCAAAACGAAGGAGAUCAAGAGUAGACAUUCGACGAGCUGGCUCGAGCGCCUGCUGCGCCUGGUGGUUGUGAUGACGGUAGCAGCAGCAGCAGCGUGUGGGGGGAGGUGUCAUCUGGUGUCGGCUCAACUGGUGCACGAGUCUCAAAUGCCCGCGCUCCACUCAAUCGCCGCCGCGUGGCCCUCUGUUACCACUGCCACGUGGCAGGACGGCUCGGAAUGCUCGAAAUGGAACAGCGUGACGUGCAAUAACGAGGGGCUUGUGAGCACCAUCGACCUGAGCAACCAGGGCUUGGAAGGGCCUCUGCCGACCGCGCUCUUCACUCUCACGACGCUGCAACAGCUAAGGCUCAACGACAACUCGUUAGACGGCUCUCUGCUCGCUGGUAUAGGGAACUUGACCCAACUAACCCUGCUGUCACUGGGCAGGAACGAGUUCUCAGGGCCCAUUCCUCCCUCGCUCUCCAACCUCCAAGCCCUAAAGUACCUCCUUGUGAGCGACAACGAGCUGUCGGAGACGAUUCCUGCAGAGAUAGGCAGCAUCACAACGCUUCAGGCGCUGGACUUGAGCAUGAACCGUCUCUCUGGCGUCCUGCCCUCGCCGCUGCUCCAACUGCCCAACCUUGUCUACUUUGACAUAUCCAAUAACGAGUUCUCCGGUCCCCUCCCUUCUGUCUUCUCCUCCCCCUCCCUCGCCUCUCUCCCCCUCGCCACUUUCAACGUCGAAAAAAACUUUUUUACUGGGUCUGCCCGGGCCGAGGUCACAGCCGGAAAUAUUGCUUUCUGCCCGGAAGAUCAGCAGGGGGGGUUCGCAGCAGCGAAUCUGCUCCCUUAUAGUCCGUCUCAGUACGGUUCAGUGCGAGGAAAUUGCCUUAACCCAAGAGGAGGGGGAGGGUGCGAGGAGGGAGGGAGGCAGCGGAAGCAGGGGGAGUGUUUGGCGUUUUGUGGGGUGAACAGUGCGGAGGGGGUGUGUGGGGGCUAUGGGAGGUGCUUUCUCAAGGGGCCAUCGAGAGUGCCCGUGUGUGUGUGCGAGGAGGGCUACUAUGAGGACAUGGUGGAGUGGAAUGGGGGUAGUUACCCUACCUGCUCGGCGAAUAAGCCUGAGAAUCCGCCCCCUCCCUUCCCACCAGACCCUCCACCAGAUGAGGACGACCCUCUGAAGCAGCGCCACAGGCCCGGGCUGCGCGACAGGGACUUCAAGUCAGUGCGGGCGAUGACCCCGUCGCACUUCAACCGCUUCUUCCGCUACGGCAGCCUGGGCUUCAACGGCUCUGCCGCACAGCCCUCCUGGGCGUACCGGCAGGCCGUGGACUGGAGGGGGCGGGUGCUAGUGCGCGGACGGAACGUCACGGUGGUUCCUGCGGUGAAGGACCAAGGCCUGUGUGCGGCAUGCUGGGCUCUGGUGCCCAUCGCGGCUAUAGAGGCGGCCUAUGCGAUAUCAUUUGGAGCCAACCACCCCAACCUGUCCAGUCAGCAGGUGCUGAGCUGUCAGGGCACGUGGCAGUGCACAGGUGGCAUCCCGGCCGACGCGUUCCAGUUUGUGGCGGCGGUGGGAGGGGUGUCCGUGGAGAAAGCAGUGCCGUACACGGGAGUGGUCAAUGCGAGCGACUGCAAGCUUCUCCCAACGAAAUCGAAGCCUGCAGCCGCUGCUAAACGCACCUCGCCUCAGUCCAAGCCACAACCUGCACCUCCCAAGCGUACCACCAAACCUCCCACCAAGCCUCCAUCUGGGCCUCUCACCGGGCCUGCUUCCAGGCCAUUGAAGCAGCAGAACAAGAAGGCUGCAGCACUGCCCGUCAAGAAGGCGACCUCGGCUUCCAAACCUGCAAAGGCGGUCAAGGGGAUGGUUGGCGGUGCGGGGCCUCAGAAACUUGCUAGACCUACCAAAGCAGGCCAGGCGAAACCACCCAAGAAACAAACAACGGAAGGAAGGCCGCUUUCAAAGCCUGCUGCUGCUGCUGCUGCCAGAGGGCGGCAAGCCUUGGCUCGGGCGGCACCUGAGCGUGCAGUAUCCACGUCAGCAGCGACGUCAGCAGGCAGAGCGGCAGCAUCUUCAGCAGCAGUGACAAGCGAUGAAGACGACAAGCGCAAGAAGCCGUCCCCCUCCUUCCCCUCCAUCGUCUUCCAACUCCUCAAAAAAAUUAGAGGGCCUACCCAGCCCCCCAAACUGCCUCCCACCCCCGCUCCCCCCUCCUCCCCUUCCCCCACCCCCGCCUUCCCACCCCAAGUGCCCUCCAUCCGUCCCCUCUCCGGCCGCUUCUCCAUCUCCAUGUUCGAACAGGUGUCGGUCCCUGGUUGGCUGGGCAUGGUGCUGGCGUUGCAGGCGCAGCCAAUCAUUGCCAACGUGGAGGCGGAUCAACUGUCGUUUAUCAACUACCAGGGGGGCUUCGUGUACGCGGAUCCGGAUUGUUUCUUGAACGGCGUGGUGAACCACAUCGUGCUGCUGGUGGGGUACAGCCUGGAGGGUGUCACGCCCUACUUCCUCCUGCAGAACACCUGGGGAUCCACCUGGGGGGACGGCGGCUUCAUGCAGAUGGCCAUUGAAUCAGGCAGCGGCAUUUGCGGCAUCAAUACGAGUCCAGCGCUGUACCCCGUGGUGGGUGGGUCACACCCGUGCCAGCCCAUCAACCCAUGUGGCAGCGGCAAGUGCAGCAACCGCGGGGGCAAGAGCAAGUGCGCGUGUGCGGCGGGAUUCGCUGCUGCGAGGAACAUCGACGGCUCUGAGACAUGCACUGCGGUCCAUGUGUGCGCCAUGACAGCCGCCAACCCCUGCCAGGUUGGCACGUGUCUCGAUGAUGGAGCGGGCGGCUACAACUGUCUGUGCCCUGCGGGGUUCGUGGCGGACGAGCGGCCCGAUGAAACCCCUGUCUGCGUGCCAGGUGUCACUCCCUCAGAGGUCCACGUGGUGCCAGGGCUGACAUGUGACAUUGUGCGGUCCACGUUCGGCAUUUCAGAGGCCAACUUCACUCAGCUCAACCCGAAGCUCAACUGCUCCAGCCUGGCCAUAGGGGACGACAUCAAUGUCAGCGACGGCACCCUGUGCGCCACUCCCUAUACUGUCACCGCGGAUGACACGUGUGAGAGCAUAGCAGCAGCAUUCAGCAUGACUCGCUCGCAGUUCUUGCAGCUGAAUGACGACCUGCCGUGUGGCCGCCUGCAGGCUGGCCAGCAGGUGUGUGUGGCGCAUGGCACACCAGACAUGCCAGCGUGCCAGGAGUUUCAGACUGUAGCAGAGGGUGACAGCUGCGACACUAUGAUGAGGGCCGCACGCCCACCUCUGAGUGCACAGGAGUUCUACUCGUUGAACCCAGGGAUUAACUGCAAUGCGGGAGAGCAAAUGCUUCUAGGCCAACAGGUGUGUGUGCGAGGUGGGAAGUCGAGUGUGUUGCUCGGAGCUUCUAGAUGUCUGACCAAAUCGGUCUACACGGUUGUGACGGGAGACACAUGUGCGCGUAUCCUUGCUAUGUAUUUCAAAAGCUCCGCACGACUGCUGGCACAGUAUAAUAGUGGUUAUGUGUGCACUAACAGCCGCUUGUACAAGGGCGUAACCUUGUGCAAGGCACCUUGAGACGUUUAAAGCAUAUGUCUCUGCAUGUGUUACUAACAUACAAGGACAGUCGUUGUUGGCAUGCUCUUGAAACAUACUACCAUAUGAUAGCUAUUGCGUGCUUCAUAUGA